AUGGAGAAGAUGGAUAGCAACUCCCAGCAUGUCGAGGGGGUACAUGCAAAGGAAGCUGAUGUUAGCCCUGGGGCUGUUGAGUCUGGCAAGCAUGAGGCAUUCUAUGUCGAGGACCGAGUCGCCCAUCUCUCCGAGGAACAUCGCCAGUAUCUGCUCGCCCGUCAUGGCACGCUGGAUUUGGAUCCGAUACCAGACAUGAACGAUGCAGACCCGUAUAACUGGCCGACAUGGAGGAAAACCGUCAACCUAACGCUGGUCGUCUUCCACGCCAUGAUCGGUCUCUUCACUGCAGCCUCUAUCCAAUCUGCCUUUGUCAACAUCUCGGCCGAUCUAGGUGUUAGCAUGCAGCGCACUAGCUACCUGGUCUCCCUCUUCAUCGCCGUGCUCGGUGGUGCGCCUCUCUUCUGGCGCCCACUGUGCAACCGGUUCGGCCGCCGGCCUAUCUUCCUGAUCUCGCUGAUCUGUGCGCUGGUCGGAAACAUUGGCUGUGCCAACAGUCACUCCUAUGGAACCAUGGGAUUGUGCCGUGCCAUCACGGCCUUCUUCAUCAGUCCCGCGGCCGCUAUGGGAAGUGCCGUUGUCGCGGAGACCUUCUUCAAGAAGGAUCGUGCUCGAUGCAUGGGUUACUGGACGCUGAUGGUGACGAUUGGUGUGCCAGUUGCUCCGUUCCUGUUUGGGUUCAUGGUCAUGCGUGUUGGAUAUCGCUGGAUCUACUGGGUCCUGGCUAUCGUCAACGGCGUACAAUUCAUUUUGUACUUCUUCUUCGGCUCGGAAUCCCUCUACCUCCGCAACGAGAACGCCCCCAGCCAAAUCACCAGCGCCAAAGAAAGCAUCUUCAAGUUCCGCCGCAUCGACCCAGCACCCCUCCGUAUUUGGGACUUCGUCCAACCCCUGACCUACGUCACCAAGCCCUGCGUGUUCAUCCCAGCCUGCGCCUACGCCAUGAUCUUCCUCUGGGGUAGCAUCGCGCUUACCAUCGAGAUCCCGCAAGUCUUCCCAGAGCAAUUCGGCUUCAACACCCAGCAAGUCGGUAUGCAGUUCAUCGGCGUGAUUGUCGGCUCGGUGAUCGGUGAGCAGAUUGGUGGCCUGAUCAGUGACCGAUGGAUGGCACUGCGACAGAAGAAAAUUGGUGCUCCGCCGGCGGCUGAGUACCGUCUGUGGCUGAGCUAUAUCGGACAUGUGCUGACUAUUGUUGGUGUUGUUGUGUUUGCGGUGCAACUGGGCAAGGCCGGCGAUAAGUGGAACAUCACGCCUAUUGUGGGCGCGGCUAUCGCCGCAGGUGGUAAUCAGAUUGUUACUACUAUUAAUAUCACGUACGCCGUGGAUUGUUACCGCGCGGAUGCGGCGAGUGUGGGUGUGUUCAUUACGUUUGUGCGACAGACUUGGGGAUUCAUCGGACCCUUCUGGUUUCCCCAGAUGUUUGAGACUGUUGGUUGGGGUGGUGGUGCGGGCAUCGCUGCGGCUCUGAUGGUGGCUGUUAGUGUUAUUCCGACCAUGAUUCUGCAGGCCCGUGGACCGAAGUGGCAUUAG
Messenger RNA from Penicillium daleae, 1530 nucleotides. RefSeq lists its product as uncharacterized. Lineage: Eukaryota; Fungi; Ascomycota; Eurotiomycetes; Eurotiales; Aspergillaceae. Gene Ontology annotation, biological process: transmembrane transport. Gene Ontology annotation, molecular function: transmembrane transporter activity. The coding region runs from base 1 to 1530 and encodes 509 amino acids. The record is from RefSeq and is a predicted model, not a curated record. The transcript is spliced from 4 exons.